GAAACAAGGAAUAUUUCAUUCGUUUUAGAAUAAAUAUUCGUAUUUCUGCUAAACUUUCUUCAUGCACCAUACUGUAUUUAUGUGAGUGUGUGCAUUUGUAUGUUCAUUGUUCACUUUAUAUCAAAUUCCCAAAUAUGAACAUUUUUAGUAAACAGUAACCAUUUUUAAGUAAUUUGAAUAUUCAUACGGGUUAUCAACGUUAUCAUCACGUCUGUGGUUUCUGUUGAUUCCAAAUAAUCAAGGUUGAGAUUCUCCAAUUGAUCAUGAACAGGUAGCUGAAAAAAAUUCAUCCCACCCAAAGAAACUGACUGGAUCUUAGUUGUUCACGAUCAUUACAACCGAAGAAAUUUCAGUUACAUACUGUCAGUCUUACCCAGUGACGUGAUUUGUUAUUUCAGCCCUGCAAAUGAUUAACACAAAGUAGAUCUUUAAUUUGUUAUCCAUUGGAAAUUUAUGGCUGUGAUCACCAAAACAAAAAUAUUGUAUAUCAGUUGGUAAUUAUCUAGUAGAAAGUUGGAAUAUUUGAUUGUACAUGUGAAAGAUUGAUUAAAAAUUGUAUACUUAUAUGCAUAUCAGUUCAAGAGCAGUGAGUUAAAGUGAAGCCAUAGUAAUUAUCAUUCGACACAAUAUAGUUAUUUUGGUAUAGCAAACGUCAAACAUCAGUUAUGCGUGAGAAGUCGUUAUUGCACAUGUUUCAAGGGACAUUUCCUCAACUGAUAGCUGUCCUCACAGGAACAAUAGGAGCAAUUUCCGAUGGAAUGCAUUAUGGAUGGACUGCUCCUGUUUUGCCAACAUUGGAAAGUAAUAGUUCCCACAUUCACUUACAAGAAAGGGAUCACAUAUGGUUGGAGACUAUUUACAUGAUUGGUGGAAUUACUGGUUUACCGAUUACCAUCUUCGCCGUGGAUACAAUAGGAAGAAAGGGAUCUAUCAUUAUAUCGGCAUUCAUGGCUUUAGUUUCUUGGAUACUAAUAGCUGUUGCAGACAGUACAUUGUUUUUGUACAUCGCAAGAUAUAUAAUCGGUUUAUCAGGGGAUGUGGCGUUUGUAGCAGCUCCCAUGUAUGUUGCUGAAAUAGCAGAUAAAAAAAUUCGGGGAUUCUUAGCAGGAAUUAUAUACUUAAUGAUGCUAUUGGGAAUACUAAUAAUUUAUGCAGUAGCACCUUAUGCACCAUUCUAUGUACCAAGUAUUGUGGGCUCUGUGAUAGUAAUUAUCCAAUUAAUUACCUUUCCCUUCAUGCCUGACAGCCCUUACUAUUUGAUAUCAAAAGGUAAGGACGAAAAAGCUAAGAGACAUCUCCAGAGAUUAAGAGGUAGUGAUGAUGUAGAUAAAGAACUUAAAGAAAUAACUGCUGCUGUUAAUAGACAAAAAAGUGAGAAAGGAAGGCCUCAAGAUUUAGUUUUAAUUGCAAGUAAUAGAAAAGCAGUUAUUAUAAUGGUGAUAUUGAAUGCCGCUCAACAUUUUAGUAGUAUAAGUGUGAUGCUAAUGAAUUUGCACGAGAUUUUAAUGUCAGCCGAUUCAAUAUAUAUGAGAUCACAAAACGCUGGGAUACUAUUCGCGGCACUUAUGCUUCUUUCUGCUACAAUAGCUGAUUUCGUUGUAGACAAAUUUGGUAGAAAAUAUCUUCUUACUAUUUCAAGUUUAUUAACAGGACUUUGUUUAUUAGUAUUAGCUGUAUAUUUUACUUUUAAAAAUUGUAAUUAUGACAUCUCAGGUGUGUCUUGGAUACCAAUUGUGACUGUGAUGGUAUAUGCAGCUGUUUUUAAAUUUGGCUUAGGUAUAAUUCCCAUUGUAAUGACUGCUGAGCUUUUUCCUGCUAAGACGAAAGCAAUGGGAAUGACGAUAGCUGAUUGUGCCUACGUAUUUUUCGCCUGGAUAUCUAUAGAGAUAUACCAAAGGCUUUCUACGGCCUAUGGACAUGAAGUUCCUUUCUAUAUUUUUGCGGCCUCUUGUAUCCUUACUGCAGUUUUUGCACAACUUUACAUUCCAGAAACAAAAGGAAAGACCUUGGAAGAAAUUCAAUUUAUUCUGAAAGGAGUGCCUUUUCCACUGAGAAGUAACAGUUUAAGAUCAGAGUCUUUAUCUUUUCAUGCAACAUUAGAUAAUAAAGACAAUAAAAUUAAUAGUACACCAGAAAAAAACAGUAAUGAAAAGAGUGGAGUUUGAAAUCAUAUCAUCAAUCAAAAGAAAAAUUGAAUAUUUACGAUGUUCAGCUAAAAUUUACUGAAACACAAAAAUACAUAUCAAAUAUCAGUUCAUUUCUAAAUAAGAUGUUAUUUAGAAAAUGAACAACCAGAUUUCCGUUAAUUUAAUUUACUACCAUUAGUUUCGAAAGUAAAUGUAAUGGAUUGCAGAUCGAAGUCAAAUUUUUGUGAAGUAUUUGCUACCUUGUCUGAAAUUACUUUGUAACCCUAAUUAACAACUGGUGCUUAUAUUACUUUUAAUUAACAUACAAAUGUUAGCGUCAUGAUUCUUUAUUCUUAUUGUUUUAAUUUAGUUGCUGAUGCUCAAGGGGUUGAUUUCUUAAUAAACCAAUAACAUACAAAUUUGACAAUAUAACUUUGAAAUUAAUGAAAAUACCCCAUAACACUUUGUUUUAAAAGUUUUAUGUAUCAGACAUUCCUUAUAAUCUCCAAUGUUUAAAACACCUCUACUGUCUAGCCUUGCUGACAAACAUUUGUUAUAGAAAUUUUUCGGGGUAGGUGGUAUAUGAUAAAUAUUCAACUUUGCUUCUACCACUGAAGUACCUUGGUUUGAUAAAAAAUUGCUCAAGUUUACGUAACACGUAACAUACACAUUAUGUUGAUAGGAAAUUUUGUGUUCUCUCUGCACUUUUUUUCAAUUGGUUAUAAUUAUUUUAAUAAUUAUUUCAUAUUACCAGUUAUUUCACUCUCAAAACAUGUAACUUAUUGCUAAAGAAUAUUAGGUUAAUAAAUUUCUAUCAAAUAACAUGUUAGAUCUCAUAAGCUAUAUAAUUUGGACCUUACCACAAAGAAUUUGAGUUUUUGAUAGAUAUCAAUAAGUUAACUUACAUAAUCCGAAAUAGUUCCAAAGUUUUCUCUAUUAUCAAUUUAUAAAUAUGAGUUAGGACCGAGUUAUCCUAAAUUAUUAUUGAAAAUACAAACUAUAUUAACUCAAUCUCCAAUAUAAGCAUUUUUCUCCGAUUUUGGGCAAAUUUGUAGCUCUAAUCAAAACUGUUAGCUCAAUAAAUUGUCACUAGAAAUUCAGAAGUAACAUUUCUAACCAUUUUAUUAUAUUAUAGCAUUUCAUUUCAAAUUCUAGAGCAUCUACAUAAAAUGAAAUGAGUAGAAGUAACCAAAGUUGGCGUUACAUAUUUUCUAUUGCACUGGUUAUUUCAUAUAUCUGAUCUGUCAUUUACACCUUGUGUAUGACGUACUGAAAGCUUAUUAUAUUUCUUAGAACUAAGUUGGAGUUUCUGGAACCGUUGACGAUAUUCAUACUGAAUAUACAGUUUACCUUCAGUCUCUGAAAACGAUAACUUGGUUAUCGAAACGCGCAGUAUAAUUGUUUAGUGUUGGUGUAGUGGUGGUGUAAACAGUUUAUUCAAUAUUUCUUAGAAGAAAAAUCAAUAUUAUUUGGGAUACACGAGAGAAAUCACACAUUUUCCCCUUUCCAGUAAAGAAUUUUAUCCAAAUAGCAAAAACAAUUUAAACUGUCUUGGUACUUGCAUAGAGCUUCUACAGAGUGGGUUAUAGAAAAAAGUCUAUCCCGAUAUUUGAAAGUAUUCAUUAGAUUAUAAAGAAAAGCUGGAACAGAUCGAUUUUUGCUCUAAAGAAGAUACACUUUUUCAACACAGAGAAUUGUCAUUUGUCAACCCACUCUCUUCAACUUCGCCAACCCUUUAUUUUUAAAUAGGGACCAUACCAUGUGUAGCACCACAUGCAGUUAGAAAGAGUAUUCAUACAUAUGAUCGUCCAUGAUUUUUUUUAUAUUUAAUGCGUAUUGGUAUUAAUUAAUUUGAAGCGCAAGUCUAUUAAAAAUGAAACGCACCGCCUGAGGUUUGCUAAUUGGUGACAUGAAACAAUUAGAACAAUAGGAUAAUUUAUUGUGAUGUAACGAAAAUUAUCUAAAGUUGUGACACAUAGAACUAUUAGUGAAUGAAAGGUUCAAACGGUGUCAUCGAAUGAAUCGUGUGAAGUAUUGCAGACCAUUCAAUAACGCCUAAUCCAUUUUCUACGAAACUCCUGCCCACACGUUCUAAUUUUGAGGAUAUCGUGAAUGUGUGUAGUGGAAUACUUUUUUGUUCAACUCACUCAAAACAACUGUGUCAAUAUACAAAUAAAACAUUCAUCCGAAAAAAAAAAACUAAAUUAAAAGUUAUAUUGUACUAUAUUGUAUAAUCUCACAAAACUCUAAUACAUGUGAAUCACGAAUUGCUUUUUCCAUGAAGCUGAUUAAACACAUUCCCUCUUCUUCUUGUUUACUUCUAGUUUUCAAACAAUAUCAACUUGUUCUGCAAUAGAUUAUACCAUAUUGGAAGUAUUCGAAAAAUACCAACAUUCAUUUACUAAGAACAACUUUAAACGAAUUACUAAUUUGUUUUUAUUCACUUUUAUUAUAACAAACUUGCACAAACUAAUUAACUUUGAAAAGUCGAAAUAUAUAUAAAAAAAUAUCAUAGACCAUCAUUAUGUCACGCAAAAGUCGACGUGUUUCGGCACAUAUCGAGGUGGAUUAUUUUUUGUAACCCACUUUGUACAUGUUUUAUAAUUAUAGUACAUCUUAAUCUUAAUCAAAACCAUGAUUUACUAACAUUAAGUUUAACAGAAGAAGAAUACUUUCUCAUCAUUUUUCUUAUUGAAAAGUUUUUAUAAAUUAAAUAUCUGAUUUUCAGUGUUUUUAGCUUUAGUGAAAAAAUUUUAGAAAUAAGUGCCUUUUUAAAUAUUAAUUGAAUGUUGAAUAGAAAUUAAUACUGUUAUUUAAUGAAAAAAUCAAACAGACAAUCACAAUUCAACACUAAUGUGACUAAUCAUCCGCAUUGCCUUUAAAAGUUUGGAAUCACGAUUUGGGGAAUUUGUUUGGGGUUCUGAAAAAGUAGAUAACAACGCACGCUCACUUUUCAUCUGAUUUUACCUAUAUUAGUACUUUUCGUUCAUCAUCUAAUCAUUUCACAUAGCUGCCCUCAGCAUUUUUCAAUCUCUUCUCCGCCAAAUUCAAUCAUCUAGAAUCUGCGUGUUUUGUUAAGUCCUCCAUCCAUCUCAUUUGUGGUUUUAUUGGUAAAGCGUGUGCGUAUUUGUGUACUUCUGCACUAGCUAGGGCACAGUGAUCGCAAAAAUGAAAUGUUUUAUGGACACAUGUGAGAUACUAUAUAUAAUAAUAUAGUAUAGUCAAUGUCGAUCUAAUAGUACUAAAACUAGUUUCUGUUCCGCGGUUAUACUAUCUAUAAUAUGUGCUUUAACUGACACUUAUAAAUAAAUGAAAAAAUCCGACAGCUCUCGUAGCAGAAAUUGUGUCAGUUUGGCCGCAUAUCAAAUUAGAAUGUCGCUUCAAAAAUCAACUAAGUCUGUCUUCAUCCCACUUUUAGCAUUAAGUUAGAUUCCCAAUUAUUUAUUUCACUUAGUUGAUGAUCUAGUUAAACCGAAGAAUCCUACUUGAGAUUUUGUAUUGAAAUCAUUAUCGUGCUCUUUUCUUAACACUUUUUAUAUAUUUUCAAUAGUUGUUCCGAAUUCUGUAUCUAAAUUUGUCUUCUAACAAUAACAAAUCCCAUCUUUUCAAAAAUAACUGCUCAUAUCAACUAUUUUCCUUUUAUAAUUUCAACCGUCUUGACUGACUGAAAGAACUAACUGCUCCUGGGGUUGAUCGUUUUUCAUGAAAUUAAAAUCAAUUAAAAGAUAUGGUAAAAUUAUGAGUGGAUAUUCGAUGAAACUACAGAAUCUAUUCUAUUAUUAAACCUUUAAAUGCUUUUGUUAUGAAAGUAGUUGACUGCUUAAAAAUAGCCUAAUAUAAAAACUCUAAUAUCUAUUAUUACGGAUAUAAAAUGCUAUGUGAUAGUUGUUCCUCCGAACUUAAAGACUGAAGUUCUUAGGUGCUUGGCAUUCGUCACUUUACGAUAUACUGUACUUCUAUGCCGUUAUAACUUUUUGAAGUAAAUUUGUACGUUGAAAAAACUGAUCUAGAGUAUCCCUAACAUUCUGAUAAAAUUAUAUGUAAUCUGAAAAAAUAUUUUUUAUCAAUUGCAGAUUAAUUUUGUGUGUAUGUGUAUGGAGUAUGGAUGGCCUUACAAUAAAGCUAUAGGACACAGACAUUUUUUGUACGUAAUGAAUAAGCAUGAUUUCAAGAACUUUUCUUGCUUCCUUGAUGAAGUUUAUUAUAGUAUCUACAGUAGCUUUAUUUACGCAUGCCAGGAGAGAGGUAAUAUUUAAUGGGAGAGGAAAGUUACAGUAAAUCAAAGAAAUAUAGAAAUUAGAUAUAGCCGCUUCUUUUUUCUUGCACUAUAGAAAAAUAUUAUUAGUAUCACCGAUCGAUGCGUUGUUGUAACUGCAAAAUGGCGACUGUAGAAUAAACAAUUUAUGAAGGUGCACCGGAAAACAACCAUGAUUUAAUUCAAUUCGCGUUAUAGUUGCUAUUUUACGAUAAUCAAAAUUUGUUAUGUGUGUGGAAUGCUAUUUGUCAGAUUGAGAUAAUGCUGUUUUGCUGAAGUUCUUAUAAUCUUCUCUUCAUCUGAUUCCAAUAGAUUUUUUAUGCUUGCUAAUUACAUCAGCUUGACAGAAAAAGCUCAAGUACUCUUCCUAUUUGCAAGCUUCUUUUGCCUCAUGAUCUACAUUCUCCGCUGUGACAUUUUACCCAUAAUUGGAUAAUUCAUUUGUUUUUAAUUUUUAAUUGAUACAAUUGAUAGUAAUAGUUUUUUAAUCUAAAAUCAAUUCCUUGUUAUAAGUAUUUAUUGCGAAUUCAUUUUAUAUCGAAUAUUUUAUUUCACUAUAUACAUUGUAUUUCUUGAAACUGCAAAUUUACUUGACAGUAUUUUUAGUUGAUUUUUCAUGAAGUGAAUCGAUUACAAAACUAAUAACGUAAUUCUUAUAUCACUUCCAGCCUAUUGAAACUACAUAAAUAGAUAAAAUUUUCGAUGGCUUAUCCCUCUGAUAUACAAUUUUUCAUAAUUAUUUGCUGAUUAGUUUUAUUUUUAAAAAUUAAGUAAAACUUAAGAUAUACCUAUCGAAAUGUGUAGACAAAUUCAAAGCUACAUUAUAUUUAAAUAAAUUUUAUCAAUUCGCUCUUAUUGUUUCAAUUGAAAUGCAAUUGAUGAAUCAUAAUAUGUAAAUAUCUCAGCUUCAUACUGUAUCAAAAUUUAAUUUUUUAUAUGAUAUUAAGAUGCCUGCUGGCAUAAAAUUUUAGGAAAAGUAUAUUCUUUGAUAUCAUGAUAACAUAUAAUCAUACCUCAUCAAAAAAUGUUUAGAAUCUGGGCCCAACAGCAAAAUCUUUCCAUUUACUUAGACACAAACUAGAGCAUCAUCUAGCUCAUGCGUGUGUUUCAUUUCCUUUGCUUUGCAAAAUACCGCUCUAAUUCCGUACCUGUUUUCGCCAGCUAAUUUCUCAAAAAGGAAAAAAUUGUGGAUUUCAAAAGGAAACUGUGGAUAGUUUAUUAAGAAUUAUGACAGAAAAGAUAUAGAAGCAACACUCAUAGAAAGAAAAACAUUUUUAGUAAAUUAUCCAAUUUUAUAUAAUCUUAUAAUUAUUUCCUAAUGAUGUUUGUUAAAUACUAUUUUGGAUUCAUAUCGAAAAUGAGAAUUUCAUUAAUUAAUUUUGAUUUGAAUUAAUUAAUUGUGAUAUAUAUUUACCAUCUAACGUUUAAUUUUAUGGGACGUAUUGCUCAUAAUGGCAAAUAUUUAUCCAUUACAACUUUUUCAUAGAAAAAAUAUUUUCGAAGACUCCCAACAAUAUCUAUUAUUUAAUAAUUAUUCAAAUUAGUUAUUAUAAAAUAGGCCAGAUUAAACUCUUGUUAUUAUCUGUUGAUACAGACUAUUUCUUUCACAUAGAAAAGUUUAUAGCACAUUUUGCGCGAAUAGAAGUACAACCUGUAAGUUGUCAUAGUUUACCGUUUGAGCUAUUUGUUUAUGGAAGUCAUAUAAUUGUAUCCAACAGGUGCAAAUUCAAAACGUAACUGAUAACCAGAGCGUUGGAAAAAGCCAGAGCAGUGGUCCACCGAAAUAGCGAUGCGGGCAAAAACUAGAAAUAUAUAUACAGUGAAACUUCGAAUUGUCAUAUGACGAGUUAUCAAAAAAUAAGUAUACAUAUUUUUAUUUACUUCAAAUAAAAAUUAAUGCAUUAUUUCAGUAAAAAUGCAAAUCUACACCCAUAUAUAUAUUAAACAUAUUCCACUCUAAUAAAUAUGAUCAUAUCAAUUUUUGUACAUACAUAUACGUGUGUAUUUAAUUUAUUAUAAAAAGUCAUUUAUUUGUGACAGACGAAUGGAUUACUUAUUUUGAUUUUGAAAAAAAAAUCUUGACUUUUAUUCAAAUUCUCAUACAGAGAGUCUAGUGUAUGUUCUUUGGCUUUUGAAUAGAAACGCAAGACAUGCAGCGAAUUUUCAACCAUUUUGUUUGAAGAUGGUUGAUGGAAAUCGUCUUCCAAAUCCUUCUCCACUAUCUCGACCUCGCAGUCAGCUUUGUCGUUGAAAUGUACCGAUUCGGAUUUGCAAGACUCAUGAUAUCUUCUUCGGUGGAAAACUUCAAAGUAACGAUUUCGUCAUCCACUUCUUUAAAAUCGUUAAAGAUGCUACCAUUGUCUAAGCUCCAAGCUUCUUAUUUCAUUUCUUCUUCACUUUCUCUCUUUCUUGCCGGAAAAUUGUCAAUGAAAUAAAUACAUUUUCUUCUCUCGUUUUCAAAGUAUCUGUUCAAUGUUAAUAGCCAUUCUUUUGUAUCCAGAGCUUUGAAUUUGCUUAGUAGUCAAAUCGCAACCACUUAUUACUUCGAAAGCAGCGUGGUUCAUUAUUUUUACCUAUUAGAAAUAAUCUUAUUUUUUAUGAUCCCUCCAUAUUUGUAAGAAACAUCAAUAUGACUCUUUGUUUACUAUACUUAUCCCUAUUGCACUUCUUUUGUAAAACGCCAAGUGCUUUAUAAGUUCUUAUUAAAUGGGGUAACACAUCACGUCUCCAUUUAGUACAAUCUCCAUCAUUCACAUCUCUGCUUUCUUCACAUGGGUUUUUGACAUAUGCGACAUUUAUAAAAGAAUGUUUAUCAUUAAUUUCAAUGAUAAAACUUUUUUUAUGUUAUUUAUCUUUGUUUCCAAUUAUCAUUCCAGUCUGUGUUUGGUUUAAUGUUUGUUUGUCCUAGUUUUUGACUGAAGUACAAUACUUCUUAUUUAAUCAGCCUUUCGGAUAUAGGCAAAUUCUGCACUUUAGCAGGUUUAAGCUGACUAACUACUUCUUCUUCAGAAUAAUAGACUCUGUUCUUGCCGAAAUACCGUACCUCACACCUACAUCUUUAUUUCAGAGCCACUGUACACUUCCUUUAUAAGCUUAUAUUCUGGUUAACAAAUGAAGUUUUGAUGACAUAGCAAGUAGCAAACCAAACAAAAAUGCCUUGGACGUCAAAAUCUUAUAAAUAGUAAAAGCGAAUGUACUGUAAUAGUGAUGACGUCACACACCGCCAUUGUUGGCGCAGGUCAGGGAUCACGUUCCAAACAAAGUUUUAACUGCGUUGACGAUCGUAUAUAUGUUUAGUGAUUUGUAAUUCGGAUUUGAUUUGAUAAAUUUUGAUAAAAAAUAACUUUAAAGAACGCACACUACCUCACACACUUUGUUUAGAAAGGGAACUUAACAAUAUGACGGCCGUGACGUCGCACUCCGGUUGUCUAUUGAAACAGAGCAGAGAAUAAACUGGUUGCGUAAAACUUUGUAAACAACAACUUAAUAAAUCUUAAUAAAGAGGUUCCUCCAAAAAAUUCGACUUAACUGAAGUUGGCGCCAAAUAUGAUUUUGAGUUAACAAGAUAUUCGAGUAAUAGAAGCGAGUAAAACAAAAUUACACAUAUUUCUCAUUUUUGCCGCUAUUGCCAACAAAUUUGUGCGACUUUUAUGCUGCUGCGAUCUAAGAAUGAUCGCAGAAAAGAAAAUAUUGAUAUAACUAUGUUGAGUUACUUGAAUAUGUACAUCUAUGUAUGUUAUAGAAAAACGAUUCCAUUUGACAUAAAAACUUGGUGGAUCCUAGAUAUAUAUUAUAAUAUUCUACAGAAAACCAAUUUUUUUGGAAGUAUUCUUACUAUAAUCUAACAGAAGAAAGAUAAACCAUCUAGAUAUGCCCUACGCUAGACCAAUGUAAUUGACAGAUUCCUCGAUAUCAGUAGAAAAAUAAAACCUUAAUGCCUCCACUCUGGGUUCACGCAAUUAAUGUACUUCCGUUGAAUUCAUUAUUCUACAGCCAAUAGAGCGCUACAAAAAUUAUAAGAUUUCCAUGACCUUUAGUUUCAAUACGUAUUGACUGUUCUUAAAUGUACUUCCCAAAUUAAAAACGUAUAUUUUAUUUAUACCUCCAUUGUGCUUUAAACCUACAUAUUUGCUUCAACAAUAACUAAAUAACGUGAUAAAUGAGUAAGAAAUAUAUGACCUAUUAAUAAAUGAGGCUUGUGAAUUAGUAAGUAUAGUUACUGAUUAAUGUGAUAGACUAUAUCUAUUUUGUUUGUGACACAAAUCAAUUAUAAAAAAUAAAUUUUAGAUUGUU
Messenger RNA from Diorhabda carinulata, 10674 nucleotides. RefSeq names its product facilitated trehalose transporter Tret1-like. The record is from RefSeq and is a predicted model, not a curated record. Gene Ontology annotation, cellular component: membrane. Gene Ontology annotation, molecular function: transmembrane transporter activity. Bases 666 to 2165 code for a protein of 499 amino acids. Gene Ontology annotation, biological process: transmembrane transport. The transcript is spliced from 5 exons. Lineage: Eukaryota; Metazoa; Arthropoda; Insecta; Coleoptera; Chrysomelidae.